Molecule: messenger RNA, 911 nt
Organism: Durotheca rogersii
Lineage: Eukaryota; Fungi; Ascomycota; Sordariomycetes; Xylariales; Xylariaceae
Product: 60S ribosomal protein L19
Exons: 4
Coding region: 157-729 (190 amino acids)
Biological process (GO): translation
Cellular component (GO): ribosome; cytosolic large ribosomal subunit
Molecular function (GO): structural constituent of ribosome; RNA binding
Source: RefSeq, a predicted model, not a curated record
UCUUUUCCCCUGUUCCAUUUCUCAAGUCAGAAAUUCUCGCUGUGUGCAAAGACCGGGAGGGGCCUCUCAAUCAACCUCAACCUUCCAACCCUCUCCUUCUGUCCCUACUAACCCCAACAGCAAAACCUCGACCAUCACCAUUAUCGGCAUUCCAAGAUGGUCAAUCUCCGCACCCAGAAGCGCCUCGCGGCGUCCGUCAUCGGAUGCGGCAAGCGCAAGGUCUGGCUGGACCCGAACGAGGUGAACGAGAUCUCCAACGCCAACUCUCGUCAGACCAUCCGGAAACUCGUCAGCGAUGGCCUCAUCAUCCGCAAGCCCGUCACCAUGCACUCGAGAUCCCGCGCCCGCGAGCUGAACCUCUCCCGACGCGACGGCCGACACCGAGGCUUCGGUAAGCGAAAGGGUACCGCCGACGCUCGCAUGCCUGAACAAGUUCUAUGGAUGCGACGUCUCCGAGUCCUCCGACGCCUCCUAGUCAAGUACCGUGCUAGCGGCAAAAUUGACAAGCACCUCUACCACGAGCUGUAUCACGCCAGCAAGGGUAACACCUUCAAGCACAAGCGAGCGCUAGUCGAGCAUAUUCACCGCGCCAAGGCCGAGAAGGCUCGUGAGCGUGCACUCCAGGAAGAGAUGGACGCCAAGCGACAGAAGAACAAGGCUGCCCGCGAGCGCAAACUGAAGCGGCAAGAAGCGAAGCGGAGUGCGCUGGAGGCCGAGGAGGAGGCGUAAGGGAGAUAUGGCUGGGGAAAAGCAGUAUAUGCACGCCAGUCGAGCUGCAGAAGAGAGGCAGCUCGGGAUGUCGUCAUACGGACCACAGGAAGCUGAGACGGCUGCAUUCGGAGUACAUGGUUGGGUCUCUCUAUUUCCUUGCCCCUCGGUCGUAAUCCUUCUACCCCCGGGCAUCGGCUUUG